This is a messenger RNA of Glycine soja, 2411 nucleotides long. Its product is annotated as L-type lectin-domain containing receptor kinase IX.1-like. Lineage: Eukaryota; Viridiplantae; Streptophyta; Magnoliopsida; Fabales; Fabaceae. The record is from RefSeq and is a predicted model, not a curated record. Gene Ontology annotation, molecular function: protein kinase activity; ATP binding; carbohydrate binding. The coding region runs from base 139 to 2217 and encodes 692 amino acids. Gene Ontology annotation, cellular component: plasma membrane. The transcript has 2 exons. Gene Ontology annotation, biological process: protein phosphorylation.
AACUUCACUUAGUUUUUUUUAUUUAAACAGCAAGUUCCAUCGAGCAAUAACUCAGAACAACUAAACUUAAUUAAUCACUCCUCGAAACAAAUCUACUUUUGCUAUUCCACUUCUCUCAUCACCCCUUUCAUCUUUGAUAUGAAUUUCUUAGCUCUAUCAAACAAAGGAAGAAAAAAACAGCCACAACUGAGAUUACUGGAGAUGGUGAUCACAGUUUUUCUCCUCGUGUUAGCCAUUCCUUCACCUCUUAAAACAGCAGAAUCACUAAAUUUCAACAUAACAAACUUCGCAAACUCCGAGAGUGCAAAAAACAUGUUAUACGUGGGUGACGGCGCUGUGAACAAGAACGGGUCCAUAGAGCUCAACAUAGUGGACUAUGAUUUCCGCGUUGGGAGAGCCUUGUACGGACAACCUCUGCGCCUUUGGGACUCAUCUUCUGGUGUUGUAACCGACUUCUCCACGCGCUUCACUUUCACUAUUGACAGAGGAAACAACAAAAGUGCUUCUUAUGCUGACGGUUUCGCGUUCUACAUAGCCCCUCAUGGCUACCAGAUUCCCCCAAACGCAGCUGGUGGCACUUUUGCACUCUUCAACGUCACCUCCAAUCCCUUCAUUCCCCGUAACCAUGUGCUCGCGGUUGAGUUUGACACAUUUAAUGGCACAAUUGACCCUCCCUUUCAGCACGUUGGCAUAGACGAUAACUCUCUCAAAUCCGUCGCUACCGCCAAGUUUGACAUCGACAAAAACCUCGGAAAGAAAUGUAACGCUUUGGUAAACUAUAAUGCUUCCAACAGGACCCUCUUUGUGUCUUGGUCUUUUAACGGAGCCGCAACACCCAAUUCGAAGAAUUCAUCAGUUUCUUACCAGAUUGAUGACCUCAUGGACAUUCUACCCGAGUGGGUGGAUGUUGGGUUCUCCGCUUCAACUGGCGAUCUCACUGAACGAAACAUUAUUCAUUCGUGGGAGUUCAGUUCAACGUUGAAUUCUUCCACUGUUUCGAAUAACAAUUCCUCGGACAAUAAUGGAGCGAAGGACCGGAACGGGUUGAGCUCGGUUGCGGUGGUUGCUGUGGCGGCGUGUGCGAUUGUUUUGGUGGCAGCAGCCGCGAACUUUGCAGCUUGGGUGAUAAUCAUGAAGAAGAGAAGGGGUAAGGGUGAUUAUUAUGAUAAUGAUGAAAGUGGACACACAUCGGCUAAGUUUGAUUUGGAUAGGGAAACUAUACCUAGGAGAUUUGAUUACAAAGAACUAGUUGUAGCUACCAAUGGGUUCGCCGAUGAUACAAGGCUUGGACGAGGAGGUUCGGGACAAGUUUACAAAGGGGUUCUGAGUCAUUUAGGAAGGGUGGUUGCAGUGAAAAGGAUUUUCACUAACUCUGAAAAUUCAGAAAGAGUUUUCAUCAAUGAGGUUAGGAUCAUAAGCCGUCUUAUACACAGAAACCUUGUGCAGUUCGUAGGGUGGUGCCACGAGCAAGGAGAGUUUCUGUUGGUUUUUGAGUUCAUGCCUAAUGGAAGCCUCGACAGUCAUCUCUUUGGGGACAAAAAAACUUUGCCCUGGGAUGUCAGGUACAAGGUAGCAUUAGGUGUGGCUUUGGCAAUUCGUUAUCUUCAUGAGGAUGCAGAGCAAAGUGUUCUACAUAGGGAUAUUAAGUCGGCUAAUGUGUUAUUGGACACAGAUUUUAGCACAAAGCUUGGUGAUUUUGGGAUGGCAAAGUUGUUGGAUCCAAGGUUGAGGACUCAGAGGACAGGGGUAGUGGGGACUUAUGGGUACCUUGCCCCAGAAUAUAUCAACGGAGGUAGGGCUAGCAAGGAAUCAGACAUUUAUAGUUUCGGGGUUGUGGCUCUUGAAAUUGCAUGUGGAAGGAGGACUUACAAAGACGGGGAGUUUCUUGUGCCUCUCGUGAACUGGAUGUGGAAAUUGUACGUGGAAGGGAAAGUUCUGGAUGCUGUUGAUGAGAGAUUAAACAAGGAGUUUGAUGUUGAUGAAAUGACAAGCUUGAUUGUUGUAGGGUUGUGGUGUACUAACCCUAACAACAAGGAAAGGCCCACCGCUACACAAGUAAUAAAAGUUCUUCAGCUUGAAGCGCCAUUGCCCACGCUUCCACUUGAUAUGCAUGAUGGUCCUCCUCUUUCUUUAAACACGUAUACGCAUGCACAACCCCCUUAUGAUUCCUUGCAAUCAGUACCCUUCACUAACAGCCUUCAAAGUGUUGGACGCUAAGUUGCUAAGUCAAGCUUCAAAUUUAUCUAUUUCGGGCACUAUGAAGUUGUGCAAUCUAUGUAGAAUUUCAUUUUUUUUUUAUGAUUUUAAUUUGAUGACCUUUGUGACAAAAUGUUUGGUGACUUAACAGAUAUGUAAAAUGGUUGGAAGAGAGUUUCCUUUUGAAUAAAUAAUAAUGCUUAUUUCACAUCUUA